Canariomyces notabilis is the source of this 446-nucleotide messenger RNA. RefSeq lists its product as uncharacterized. Bases 165 to 395 code for a protein of 76 amino acids. The record is from RefSeq and is a predicted model, not a curated record. NCBI's taxonomy places the organism in Eukaryota, Fungi, Ascomycota, Sordariomycetes, Sordariales, Chaetomiaceae. The transcript has a single exon.
GAACCACAAUGCCAACACUAGCCUCUCAGGUGCACGCAUCACUGACAUGCCAGCGCUGGCGAUAGCCGUACUUGACAUGCCUUCCCCCUAGCAGGGAGUGCAACUAUGGUAAACCAAAUUUGUCAGAAUCAGAACUAGCAUCAGUUCUGCACCCAGUAUGCCGUAUGCCUUCACACCUUCCUUCCAGAAGAGACCCGGGGCGAGUCUUUCCACAGGCUAAAGGUCUGAAUGGCCUCAUUCUUGUCAAAAACAGGAAUCUUGUGCGUGGCCACGCAACGAACGUUCAAUCCGUUGCCUGGCAUGGGGUUGAUACCUUCGAGGAAUCGAGCUCCCGCCCUGACAGCUGGGUAUCAUAUGAGCCCUCCGUUGCCUUGCGCUCUUUGCCAAUCCGGUGAUCCAGGUUGGCAAACAAUGAAGUCACCCUAGCAGGUAUCAACAAGAGGGGA